Molecule: messenger RNA, 540 nt
Organism: Coniosporium apollinis CBS 100218
Lineage: Eukaryota; Fungi; Ascomycota; Dothideomycetes
Exons: 3
Coding region: 1-540 (179 amino acids)
Molecular function (GO): carbon-sulfur lyase activity
Source: RefSeq, a predicted model, not a curated record
AUGCCUGAACCCACCGGUGACCCAAAUAAAGUCAAUCCUGACGACCUCACCACCCUGACCGGCACAUGCCUGUGUGGCUCCAUACGCGUCACGAUCAACGACCCUGACCUCUUCACCAGGCGGCGCGGACACCUUUGCCACUGCGCCAACUGCCGCAAGGUUGCUGGAAGCUAUGUCGCAGCGAAUCUACUAAUUGAGAACGACAAGGUGGAAAUUGAGGAUAAGAAUGGGACGUUGAAGGAGUUCAAGGACACCGAGACAAUAAGCGGGACGCCGCUGGGAAGGUGGUUCUGCUCCACGUGCGGAAACCCCAUCAAAUCCGUUGUACCAGCCUACGGCGACAAGGUCGUCCUGAAGAUGGGCAUCUUCCCACGCAUUCCGGCCCCAGAAUUCGAGACCUUCGGUUCACAUCGGCAUCCCUGGCAAGGCCUACAUGAGAACAUGGAACAGUACAAGCUCAAGGCCGGCGGAGAGAAGAUAGAGAUACCCGUAGCUCGGCCCAAUGAGCAGUCUGUCGAGGAUUUCCCGCAUAAUCUGUGA